CAAGGAGCACACAAGAUAUUGACAUGAAAAUAUUAAUGGUAACUCUGCUCUUGACAAUAGAUCAUUGGGCCAAUGCGAGGAUAUUCAAUUAUACCAGCUCCAACUACAUCCCAAUAACAACAGGGAAAGUGAUCCUCCACGAACACUAUGAGUUUCUACUCCACAAGACAAACUUGACAGAAUGCGAAGCGAUAGCGGAAGAGACGGACGCAAUAUUGGAGCUGAAAACAGUCACCUUUGGCGUCAAUUGCGCUCCCUAUCUUGCAAUCCGUAUGCUUUAUCAGUUAGCGCAGGAUUGUCAAGAUGAAUUCCCGCUCGCCAACAAUAUCCUCCUACGUGAAACAUACGUGGACGAUAUUCUCUCAGGCGGCACAAUAUAUAGUCCACAAUAA
Messenger RNA from Rhagoletis pomonella (apple maggot), 392 nucleotides. RefSeq lists its product as uncharacterized. NCBI's taxonomy places the organism in Eukaryota, Metazoa, Arthropoda, Insecta, Diptera, Tephritidae. The transcript has 3 exons. The coding region runs from base 24 to 392 and encodes 122 amino acids. The record is from RefSeq and is a predicted model, not a curated record.